CAUAAAAUUAAUAAAAUGUUGAGUGUGACGAAAUGUUUGGGAAAAAUUGCACAGAUUGCUAGUGUGCAGCAACGCAGUGUCUUACAAAGUGCAUCAUGUUUAUUCCAUGCCACUUCUAGUCUACAACAACCCAGCAAAAAGACAAAACUUGAACUCAAACGCCGCUUAAAGGCUGAGCAAAAAGCCAAAGAAAAGGCCGAAAAGGAUGCCAUUAAAGUGGCAGCGGCUCCCGCUGCUGGCGCUGAUGGUAAAAAGAAAUCAACAGCUGCCUCUGAGGAAGAAAUCUCACCCAAUGAGUAUUUCAAAUUGCGUACAGCGGCUGUGGCUGAAUUGAAAAAAUCUCCCGAAUCAGAUCCCUAUCCCCACAAGUUUCAUGUCAGUAUUUCUUUAGAGAACUAUAUUAAUAAAUAUGCUAAUCUUAAGGAGGGUGAGAUGUUGGAAAAUGAACAAUUAAGCAUUGCUGGCCGUGUACAUGCCAUACGCGAAUCUGGUGCCAAAUUGAUUUUCUACGAUUUACGCGGCGAAGGUGUUAAACUUCAAGUUAUGGCCAAUGCUAAAUUGUACAAAAGCGAACAGGAUUUCGAAGUUGAUACUGGUAAAAUUAGACGUGGUGAUAUUAUUGGCAUUAAUGGUUUCCCUGCCAAAACUAAAAAGGGUGAAUUAUCAAUUGUUCCCAAAGAGAUCAAAUUGUUAUCGCCCUGUUUGCAUAUGUUGCCCCAUUUGCACUUUGGUUUAAAGGAUAAGGAGACUCGUUUCCGUCAGCGUUAUUUGGAUUUAAUAUUGAAUAACAAAGUUCGUGAAACUUUCCAAAUUCGUGCCAAGAUCAUUUCUUACGUACGUCAAUUUUUGGAUCGCAUGGGUUUUCUUGAAAUCGAAACACCCAUGAUGAAUAUGAUUGCUGGCGGUGCUACAGCAAAACCAUUCGUAACUCAUCACAACGACUUAAACAUGGAUCUCUAUAUGCGUAUUGCUCCCGAGUUGUAUCACAAAAUGUUGGUUGUGGGCGGCUUGGAUCGUGUGUACGAAAUCGGUCGUCAAUUCCGUAACGAAGGCAUCGAUUUAACCCACAAUCCCGAAUUCACAACAUGUGAAUUCUAUAUGGCUUAUGCCGAUUAUCAUGAUCUAAUCGAAAUGACCGAACAAAUGGUGUCGGGUAUGGUCAAGGCCAUACAUGGUACCUACAAAAUUAAAUACCACCCAGAAGGUCCCGAGGGACCCGAAGAGGAAAUCGAUUUCACACCACCCUUCCGAAGGGUAAGCAUGAUUGAGACCUUGGAGGAGAAAUUAAAUGUCAAAUUCCCCUCAGCCACCACACUAAACACUAAGGAGACCAACGAGUUCCUGUCACAAUUGUGUGCUAAACAUAAUGUGGAAUGCCCUGCACCCAGAACAACUGCACGUUUGUUAGAUAAAUUGGUGGGAGAAUUUAUUGAGGAGACUUGUAUUAAUCCUACCUUUAUUUGUGAACAUCCACAAAUUAUGUCGCCUCUGGCUAAAUAUCAUCGUAGUGUUCCCGGUCUAACUGAACGUUUUGAAUUGUUUGUUAUGAAAAAGGAGGUGUGUAAUGCAUAUACCGAAUUGAAUGAUCCCAUGGUGCAAAGGGAACGUUUUGAACAACAAGCCAGUGAUAAGGCAGCCGGUGAUGAUGAAGCUCAGCUGGUAGAUGAGAACUUCUGUACGGCCUUGGAAUAUGGUUUGCCACCCACUGGUGGUUGGGGUAUGGGUAUUGAUAGAUUAACUAUGUUCCUUACAGAUGCCAAUAACAUUAAGGAAGUUUUAUUGUUCCCUGCCAUGAAGCCCGAUGAUCCCAAUCGUGUCCAUCCUGCGGAACUAAAUUCAGAAGAACAGAAACAAUAAAUAUUGUUGAAAACUUUAGCUGGUUACUAUUAGAAAUUACUUUAAUCUAUAAUUUAUUUAAAGUGUUUCUCUCCCUUUAAUUUACGCAGUAACACACUUCCUCUCUAUAAGUUUUAUAAUUUAUUUGUCAAGUUAAAUUCUGUUCUGUAGCAGAAAAUCUGUUGAAACAAGUAAAAAAAAGCUCUGCAUUUUAUAAAUUUUAAAAAGAAAUUUAUAAAUAAACAAAAUAAAAAGUUUCCAUAACAAUCUUGGAAUAUACUCAAAAGAUUUAAGAAA
Calliphora vicina (urban bluebottle blowfly) is the source of this 2133-nucleotide messenger RNA. It is a transcript of the gene LysRS, whose product is annotated as Lysyl-tRNA synthetase. The record is from RefSeq and is a predicted model, not a curated record. The transcript has 6 exons. Lineage: Eukaryota; Metazoa; Arthropoda; Insecta; Diptera; Calliphoridae. Gene Ontology annotation, molecular function: tRNA binding; ATP binding; lysine-tRNA ligase activity. Gene Ontology annotation, biological process: lysyl-tRNA aminoacylation. The coding region runs from base 16 to 1857 and encodes 613 amino acids. Gene Ontology annotation, cellular component: cytosol; aminoacyl-tRNA synthetase multienzyme complex; cytoplasm.